AGGGCAUUGACACUGAGCUCCACAUGUCUAUGUUUUAGGUUCAGCCUCAACAGAUGGCGCUACCUGUAUUUGUUUUGGUACAACACACGCCGCAGCUGUUCGCUAUCACAGAAAUCCGUGAGAGAAAAGGAGUGGUGAUUAGGCCUGUCUUUGCUUAAAAAUUACGUUUUUUCUAUGAUUCAUUAACAUUUUGUGACUUGUGACGGUUAUAUGUGCAAGCUAAAGUGGUUCUACAUGUGAUAUAUUGUUGGCAGUUGUGAAUAACAUCGCUAAAUAGUGUAAUUAACGAUGUAAACGUUGGUUAUGACGUUUACUACGGUGUAUUUGUGUGUGUGUGCGUGAGUGACAGCAUUGCCGACGACCGUUGAAGCGAAUCUUGUAACGGAAUAGCUACCUAUUGGAUGUGAAUGCUGUUUUCGAUGUGUGCAGUCGGAGCUUCGUUUAGUUCUAACUGCGGCGGCGGCUGCGCAAAGGCAAAUUAAACUGUGAAAAAGAUCAGACGGGCACGAUGGCGGCGGAGAUUGCGCGCCAAACCCCGCGUCACCAACAGCGCCAUCUGUCAACGGCCGGCAGUAACCACUUCCGCAGUUUGAAUCAUUCGGACCGUUCGAAAUAGUCAUUUGUGAUUUAACUGUGACAGUGCCCAGUGUGGUGUCGUAAUGUGAUAUAAUAGUAAUUGUGAGUGUUUGUGUUGUGUUUGUGUGUUACGAUGUCUGAGGAGAGGUCGCGGCGGCUGUCGCAGAUCUUCGACCCGCUGGCCCGGUUCACGGACCACAGCGGGGCUGGCCAUUCCGCCAGUACCCCGAACAGUCCCAGGCUGUUGCCGAGGAGGUCGCGGGAUCCGCCGCCUCCGCCACCUAGGCCCAUCGCUCACUCAUCCCGCCUGGACCCCUUGGAGUAUGAGCUGGCGGCCGAGGUGGGCUCCAUCAACUGGCAGGAGCGCUGCCUGGAGCUGCAGCUCGAGCUGCACCGCAGCCGGCAUCAGGCUACCAGAGUACGCGACAUGCUCAGAGAUAAGCUCUCGGAGCUCGAGCAGCGAGUCCUGGAAGCCGAGGGCCGGGCAGAGGAAGCGGAAGACAAG
This is a messenger RNA of Trichoplusia ni (cabbage looper), 1081 nucleotides long. RefSeq names its product pleckstrin homology domain-containing family H member 1-like. The record is from RefSeq and is a predicted model, not a curated record. Lineage: Eukaryota; Metazoa; Arthropoda; Insecta; Lepidoptera; Noctuidae.